CAAGCAAAACACCAGAGGAUUAUCACUCAGCCAUUGAGAAACACACACACACACGCUUUCACUCAACACGUUGCCUGGAAAGAAGUGUCUGUGCUCUUGGAUAAGACCGUGUCUAUGUUUGUUGACGGUGUAUGAUGUGAUGAUGCGAAAGCUCAGCUGUCUGAGAAAACGGGUCUCUGAGCUGAACAAAAACAAAGGGCCGGGAGGAGAGAAGAGUGAGAGGAGUGGAGCCCACGUGCCUCAGAGCUGGAGCUGUAUCUGUAGCUAGCCGUCGUGUCUCACUCUGCUAAUGGAGGACUGGGGUGCCUGAAGACCAAGACUCUGCUGCAGACUCCCAAAACCUCCUCACGUCCUCUCUGCCAAAUCUAAUAUCAUGUCGGGCGCCUAUGACGAGUCGGCCAGCCAGGAGGAUGGCACAGACAGCUUCUGGGAGGUGGGAAACUAUAAGCGUGCUGUGAAGCGGAUUGAUGAUGGCCACCGGCUCUGCAAUGACCUGAUGAACUGUAUACAAGAGCGAGCCAAAAUGGAGAAGGCCUACAGCCAGCAGCUGACCGACUGGUCUAAGAGAUGGAGACAGCUGGUGGAUAAAGGGCCCCAGUACGGCAGUGUGGAGAGGGCCUGGGUGGCAAUGAUGACCGAGGCUGAGAAGGUGAGUGAGCUGCACCAGGAUGUGAAGAACGGACUGCUCAACAAUGACUUUGAGAAGGUGAAGAACUGGCAGAAGGACUCCUACCACAAACAGAUGAUGGGAAGCUUCAAGGAAACCAAAGAGGCAGAGGAGGGCUUCAAGAAGGCCCAGAAACCAUGGGCCAAGAAGCUCAAGGAGCUUGAGACUGCCAAAAAGACGUACCACCUGGCGUGUAAGGAGGAGAAGGUGGCGUCCAGCAGAGAGGCCAACAGCAAGGCAGACACCUCAGUCACAGCCGACCAGCAGAAGAAGCUCCUGGACAAGGUGGACAAGUGCAAGCAGGACUCUCAGAAGGCUAAGGAGAAGUAUGAGAAGACUCUGGAUGAGCUGAGGAAGUGUACGCCCCAGUACAUGGAGAACAUGGAGACAGUGUUUGACACGUGUCAGCAGUUUGAGGAGAAGAGACUGAGCUUCCUCAGGGAGGUGCUGUUGGACAUCAAACGACACCUCAACCUCACCGAGAACCAAAGUUACGCCACAGUGUACAGAGACCUGGAACACACCAUCACCUCUUCCAGUGCACAAGAUGACCUGAAGUGGUUCAGCAACAACCACGGCCCUGGUAUGCAUAUGAACUGGCCCCAGUUUGAGGAGUACAAUCCAGAGCUCACUCACAUGAUCAGCAAACGAGAGAAGUCGAAGAAAGGGGCAGACGGUAUAAUGCUGACUAGCGUGACAGCAGCACCCAACCAUGUGGCAGCACCCAACCAUGUGGCAGCACCGAACCAUGUGGCAGCACCGGCUGGAGACAGGGGCAGUGUGAGCAGCUCUGAUAAGAACCAGGCCUACUCCUCCCAGGACCAGGCCUACUCCUCCCAGGACCAGUCGGCAGAGUGGUCAGACGAUGAGCAGGCCGCGCCAAACUCAGGCUCAGACACCAAUGGGGGUGGAGCCAACCCCUUUGAGGAUGAGUCAGCGAAGGGCGUACGGGUGAGGGCGCUGUACGACUACGACGGGCAGGAACAGGAUGAACUCACCUUUAAAGCAGGAGACGAGCUAACUAAACUAGAAGACGAGGAUGAGCAGGGCUGGUGUAAAGGCCUGUUGGACAGUGGCAAGUUGGGUUUAUAUCCUGCUAAUUACGUAGAGCCCAUCUAGUUGAGUUUAUAUCCUGCUGAUUACGUAGAGCCCAUUUUGUUGGGCUUAUAUCCUGCUAAUUACGUAGAGCCCAUCUAGUUACUUGGGUCACCCAGACUGAACCGUCCAAUCAUACUGCACAUUGCCAGAGACUUCAAAGCAACGCUUCCCUGUUCCCCCUCUCUGCCUGACCAACCAACACACUGACUGAGCAGUCUUUAUUUAAACACUCCCCUAGGAUCCACAUCAGAGAAACACAGCACCAACAUAACCAACACAUAUCAGCUACAACACUGGGAUUGUUACCACAGUCAAACCAUGGCAGUAUGUGUGUACCAACAACAACUCCUACGAGCGCAGGAAAAACAUUCUGCCGUGUUCUAUUCCAAUGUUGUGCUGUGGUUGUGAUGAAAUUUACCUGGCAGUAUGGAAGUAUGUUCCCUCGUAACACUAGUGAUAUGGUAUAGUCAAUGGUGCCUGCAUAGCCAGAAUAAGCUAUGCACUGUGCAUUGUAAAUAUUAGCAGAUUCUUUUUGCAACCUGGAUGCUAUGCGAAACUGUACAGUCCUGUUUUAUUUUUAUUUUUUUGCAUCUGUCAUUCCAUGUAAGGUUUUAAAUAUGCUGUACAGUACAACAGAUUCUCACUCUUUUUCUAUCUUUUCUAUGUGAGUUGCUCCUGUGUUGAGUGUUUUUCCCCCUGAAGUCCCCCUGAGCAACAGCAGCAGCAUGUCCUACUGGAUCACAAUAAUGACAUUUAGCUGAUCCUUGACAAAUCACUGUCGAGCGGAGCAGAGCAGUACUACACUGUUGAGCAGAGCAGUACUACACUGUUGAGCAGAGCAGUACUACACUGUUGAGCGGAGCAGUACUACACUGUUGAGCGGAGCAGUACUACACUGUUGAGCGGAGCAGUACUACACUGUUGAGCGGAGCAGUACUACACUGUUGAGCGGAGCAGUACUACACUGUUGAGCGGAGCAGUACUACACUGUUGAGCGGAGCAGUACUACACUGUUGAGCGGAGCAGUACUACACUGUUGAGCAGAGCAGUACUACACUGUUGAGCGGAGCAGAGCAGUACUACACUGUUGAGCGGAGCAGAGCAGUACUACACUGUUGAGCGGAGCAGAGCAGUACUACACUGUUGAGCGGAGCAGAGCAGUACUACACUGUUGAGCGGAGCAGAGCAGUACUACACUGUUGAGCGGAGCAGAGCAGUACUACACUGUUGAGCGGAGCAGAGCAGUACUACACUGUUGAGCGGAGCAGAGCAGUACUACACUGUUGAGCAGAGCAGUACUACACUGUUGAGCAGAGCAGUACUACACUGUUGAGCAGAGCAGUACUACACUGUUGAGCAGAGCAGUACUACACUGUUGAGCGGAGCAGAGCAGUACUACACUGUUGAGCG
Molecule: messenger RNA, 3175 nt
Organism: Oncorhynchus keta (chum salmon)
Lineage: Eukaryota; Metazoa; Chordata; Actinopteri; Salmoniformes; Salmonidae
Product: protein kinase C and casein kinase substrate in neurons protein 1-like
Exons: 10
Coding region: 374-1786 (470 amino acids)
Biological process (GO): neuron projection morphogenesis; cytoskeleton organization; plasma membrane tubulation
Cellular component (GO): plasma membrane; cytoplasm; endosome
Molecular function (GO): phospholipid binding; protein binding
Source: RefSeq, a predicted model, not a curated record